Messenger RNA from Stegodyphus dumicola, 2055 nucleotides. RefSeq lists its product as uncharacterized. The record is from RefSeq and is a predicted model, not a curated record. NCBI's taxonomy places the organism in Eukaryota, Metazoa, Arthropoda, Arachnida, Araneae, Eresidae.
AUGAAUGCUAUAAUACCUUCCUGCUCCAAUAAUGUACCCGAUACUCCAAUUGUGACCAAAAGACUAAGAAGAGACAUAGAAAGCCCUGCAUCAGAUCUUGUUUAUAAAAGAUCUUCUGUUAGCCGGAAGUCAAUAAGCACACUGGGCAGGGAAUCUACUUCAGAGGUGACGACAACGAUUACGGAAGAGUGCAAAAGAUCCUGGCCUGUCAAACCAAAAAAAUCUGCACCAAAAGUUAUUAAGAAAAAAACUGAAAAGCAAGUAUUUUAUCCUGUGACAAAAUAUGAAGUUGAUUAUACCAAUCAAAAUUAUGUUCGAAGCAAAUGUAACAAAAACAAAGGUUUACACCGUUACGUAGUUGGCAGGACUUACAAUUGGGAUGUGGAAUAUGAUAAUCAUUUUUAUGUUAGAAGCAAAGUUGAUUGUCCAAAAGGUUUGCAUAGAAAAAUACCAACUAUAAAGCGAAAGCGAUUGCCAAACAGAAAUGAUCUAGCAGAUAGCACUGGUUGGGAAUUUGACUAUGGUCUUGAAUAUGACCAAAUUGAAGGUGAUGUGCCAUAUAUGCCUGAGGGAAAUUUUGUAACAAGAGGAGGAUACCGUUUCUAUGGAGUCCGCAGGAACGAUUCAGAUAUGGAAGGAGAAUUCAAAGAGUCCCGCAAAGAGAUAAAGGAAUUAAUGAAAGACGAAUUCAAAGUUGCUGGGGAGUUCUCCCAAGAAGAUAUUCCACUUAUAAUAAAGCGGAAAGAAGGAAGAAUUUGCAGAGGUGGCUAUCGUUUUUAUGAUACAGAUAGAAAUACUUACGAUGUCGACUCUGGUGAAGACGUAGACUUCGAAACUAGUGCAGAUUAUGAUGAUUAUUAUCCUAAAAGAGAUCAAUAUGAAACAGAAUAUACUGAUAUUAAAAAAGGAAAACCAUUCAAACGUACCAUAUUAAAGAAGACUUAUAGUUUUUUCCCGAAGAAAAGUGUUUCUCAGGAGAAAAAGAGGCAAGCCACAGGCAUUUCUUUUGUACCAGGAGAAGGAAGCAAGUCAUUUUACGAAGGAGUCUCUUAUGUUCGUUCUGGUACGCAAGUGAAAAAACAUCCGAGUAUCAGAGAAGUCUAUAAACCGGUAAAGAAGUCCAGCAGUUACAUUACAGUGACUAGCAGAAGACGACGUUCAAGUACUCGGGGUGAUGAAAAAGACAUUUAUUUGAAAGGAGAGUACGAACAAAGAUUUUCUGACGAAGCACAUUUAACCUCUAGAGAUGAAAAAAGAUACUCAUUACCAGAAAGGAGGUCUGAGGAAUUCGCCGCAGAAAGAAGAUUCAGGGAACCAGAAGAAUUUGUAUAUUCAGCACACGCAAUGAGUGAAGAUAGACCCCGAAAAAUAUCCUCUUAUUCGGAAUCCGAGCACCGAGAAAUAGAUGACAUGCCAAGAAAAAGGCAGAUUACUCAAGCUGAGAGCAAAGAAAAAGUACUUAAAAAAGUGUUACCUCAUCUUACAUUCAUGCUGAAAGAAGUAAAAGAGCGAAUGGCAAAUAAGAUGGAUCAAAUUAUCAAGGAUGAAAUUACAGCUAAUGAAGACUUAUCAAGAAAAGUAUCACCUUAUAUUCUCUCCAAGCUAAGAGAGAUAAAACAAAGAAUGGGAAAGGAAAUAGAUCAAGUUAUAAAACACGAGCAGAAAAACUCUUUUGGAUUAAGUGAUGAGAAGACAGAAAAGCAAGAAACUAGCAAAGAAGAUCUAGUCAAAAAAAUAGCACCUCAUAUUAUAGCCAAGCUGAAAGAAAUAAGUAAGAAAGUAACAAAAGAGGUGGAUCAAGUUAUACAGAAAGAAGCAGUAAAACAUAUAAAUUCAAAUGGGCAAAAUGGUGAAAAACUACAAAGAAGGCAUAAAAGCACAUAUGGAAGUAGUAAAGAUGACACUUAUAAAAUUAUACCACCACAUAUUCAAUCAAGGCUGAGAAAGAUACGAGAACAAAUGGCUAUAGAAAUGGAUAGAAUUAUAAAGGAUAAGCUCAUUCAUCCCAUUGGGCAACUUAAUGAAAAAUUUGAAAUAGAUGGGGAAGAUGCUAUU